Meloidogyne enterolobii is the source of this 703-nucleotide messenger RNA. Lineage: Eukaryota; Metazoa; Nematoda; Chromadorea; Rhabditida; Meloidogynidae. The record is from the annotation of a GenBank genome assembly.
AUGUGUCAUAAAAAUAAUUAUAAUAUUAUUGCCUACUUUUCUAAUAAUUUUAAUUAUUAUUUUUAUAUUUUGUUAUUUUUUCUUCUUUUCUUUGUUGAGGUAUUUACUCAACAAUCUUCUUCUUCUACUCCAAAUACCCACACUUUAUUAUCACUAAUUAAUUCAUUAGAAUUUCCUACUCAAAGGGAAAAAUGCCCUUCAAAUAUUUGUUUUAAUGGGGGAAUUUGUUUUAUUCAAGUAAAUAAUGAGGGAAUUAAAGAAUUUGAAUGUGAUUGCAAAAAAAAUUUUGUUGGCGAUUUGUGUCAAUCAAAAUGUUCAAUUAAUUGUCAAAAUGGGGGGAAAUGUAAAAGAUUAACUAAAAUAAAUGAAAAUAAUUUAAAUGAAUUUUGUGAAUGUUUACCUGGUUAUAAAGGUUUAAAUUGUGAAGAAGAUAUUAAUGAAUGUAUUGAAUAUGGAGAUAAGGAGGCUUGUCAAAAUGGGGGUAUUUGUAUAAAUAAAUUAGGCUAUUUUGAAUGUGAAUGCCCUUCGGAAUUUAAUGGCUAGUUUGUUUUUUUAAAGAAAUAUAUGUAUGAGCAUUAUUAAGGGAUUUUGAAAAAAUUUUGGAUAAAAAUUAGAGGAAAUUGGUUAUCUAUUUCUGUGGUCUUUCGACUCAGCACGAUGAGCUUUUUUGAAUGAGCUUUAACUGAUAUUCGGCCUUUUUGCC